This is a messenger RNA of Manacus vitellinus (golden-collared manakin), 5073 nucleotides long. RefSeq names its product solute carrier family 8 member A1 (gene SLC8A1). NCBI's taxonomy places the organism in Eukaryota, Metazoa, Chordata, Aves, Passeriformes, Pipridae. The record is from RefSeq and is a predicted model, not a curated record. Gene Ontology annotation, cellular component: sarcolemma; postsynapse; axon. The coding region runs from base 63 to 2912 and encodes 949 amino acids. Gene Ontology annotation, biological process: cell communication; calcium ion import across plasma membrane; sodium ion transmembrane transport. Gene Ontology annotation, molecular function: calcium:sodium antiporter activity. The transcript is spliced from 9 exons.
UGCCCCCGCCGCUGCUGAUCCGGCCCGGCGACGCGCCGCUCCUGCCCCCCGCCAGGUUGAGGAUGUCUGGGAUCUGUUCGGAAGAAGUGGCCAUGUCACGAGUAACUCGCCCACCCACCUUCCCAGUGAGCUUUCAGCUCCUUGUGCUGGUGUUGCUCUGCCAUGCAGAUGGCAUACAUGCGGAGAGCCCCAGUGAACUGCCAGGGAAUGACACCGAGGAGUGUGCUGGCUCGUACAUCUGCAAAAAGGGUGUGAUUUUACCAAUAUGGGAACCCCAAGACCCCUCAUUUGGUGACAAAAUCGCUCGGGCAACAGUGUAUUUUGUAGCGAUGGUGUACAUGUUCCUGGGAGUGUCUAUCAUAGCUGACCGCUUCAUGUCCUCCAUCGAAGUCAUUACAUCCCAAGAGCGAGAAAUAACCAUCAAGAAGCCCAAUGGUGAGACCAGCAAAACCACUGUGAGGAUCUGGAAUGAGACCGUUUCCAAUCUCACACUGAUGGCCUUGGGCUCGUCCGCCCCCGAGAUCCUCCUGUCCGUCAUCGAAGUGUGCGGCCAUGGCUUCACAGCAGGGGACCUGGGGCCAAGCACGAUUGUGGGAAGUGCUGCCUUUAACAUGUUUGUCAUCAUUGCGAUAUGUGUGUACGUGGUUCCAGAUGGAGAGAUAAGGAAGAUCAAGCACUUGCGAGUGUUUUUUGUUACGGCGGCCUGGAGCAUCUUUGCCUAUACUUGGCUUUACAUUAUUUUAUCUGUGUCUUCACCUGGGAUUGUGGAGGUUUGGGAAGGCUUGCUCACCUUCUUCUUCUUCCCCAUCUGUGUGGUGUUUGCCUGGAUAGCUGACAGGAGGCUUUUGUUUUACAAGUACGUCUACAAGAAAUACCGAGCUGGCAAGCAGAGAGGUAUGAUCAUAGAGCAUGAGGGUGACCGGCCCUCCUCCAAAGCUGAUAUCGAGAUGGACGGAAAGGUUGCUAAUUCUCAUGUGGAGAACUUUUUGGAUGGGACACUGGUGUUGGAAGUGGAUGAGAAAGACCAGGAUGAUGAGGAAGCCAGAAGGGAAAUGGCUCGGAUCCUGAAGGAGCUGAAACAAAAGCACCCAGACAAGGAAAUCGAACAGCUUAUUGAGUUGGCCAACUACCAGGUCCUGAGCCAGCAACAGAAGAGCAGGGCCUUUUACCGCAUCCAGGCCACUCGGCUCAUGACCGGAGCUGGCAACAUCUUGAAGAGACAUGCUGCAGACCAGGCCCGCAAAGCCGUCAGCAUGCACGAGGUCAACAGUGAGGUGACGGAAAAUGAUCCCAUCAGCAAGCUCUAUUUUGAGCAGGGUACCUACCAGUGUUUGGAGAACUGUGGCACUGUGGCCCUGACCAUCAUUCGCCGGGGAGGUGACUUGACUAACACAGUGUACGUUGACUUCCGGACAGAGGACGGGACGGCUAAUGCCGGCUCCGACUACGAGUUCACUGAAGGGACAGUGGUCUUCAAACCUGGAGAGACCCAGAAGGAAAUCCGUGUUGGCAUAAUCGAUGAUGACAUAUUUGAGGAGGAUGAGAACUUCCUGGUACAUCUCAGCAACGUCCGUGUGAGCACUGAGCCCUCGGAUGAGGGCGUUCUUGAGGCCAGUCGUGUCUCAACACUUGCCUGCUUGGGAUCACCAUCUACUGCCACUGUCACCAUUUUUGACGAUGACCACGCUGGUAUCUUCACCUUUGAGGAGCCAGUAACUCACAUCAGUGAAAGUGUAGGAACCAUGGAAGUGAAAGUGUUGCGAACCUCUGGUGCACGAGGAAAUGUUAUUGUGCCCUACAAAACCAUUGAAGGCUCAGCCAAAGGUGGAGGAGAGGACUUUGAAGACACCUGUGGGGAGCUGGAGUUCCAGAACGAUGAGAUAGUGAAAUUCAUUACCCUUAGAGUACUUGACCGUGAGGAGUAUGAGAAAGAGUGCAGUUUCUUCCUUGUGCUUGGGGAUCCAGUGUGGCUACGACGAGGAGUGAAAGCCCUGUUGUUGAAUGAGCUUGGUGGCUUCACCAUCACAGAGGAGAAUGAGGAAAAGCAGCCACUGACCAGCAAGGAGGAGGAGGAGCGUCGCAUUGCAGAGAUGGGGCGCCCAGUCCUGGGGGAGCACACCAAACUCGAAAUCAUCAUUGAGGAAUCCUACGAGUUCAAGAACACAGUGGACAAGCUCAUUAAGAAGACAAACCUGGCCCUGGUGGUUGGCACAAACAGCUGGAGGGAGCAGUUUAUUGAGGCUAUUACUGUCAGCGCGGGGGAGGAUGACGACGACGAUGAAUGUGGGGAGGAGAAGCUGCCCUCCUGCUUUGACUAUGUGAUGCACUUUCUGACCGUCUUCUGGAAGGUCCUUUUUGCCUUCGUGCCCCCGACAGACUACUGGAAUGGCUGGGCCUGCUUUGUUGUCUCCAUCCUCAUGAUCGGCCUCCUGACAGCUUUCAUUGGCGACCUGGCAUCCCACUUUGGCUGCACCAUCGGCCUGAAGGACUCGGUCACCGCCGUCGUAUUUGUGGCACUGGGGACAUCGGUGCCAGACACAUUUGCCAGCAAAGUAGCAGCAACACAGGACCAGUAUGCAGACGCCUCCAUCGGGAAUGUCACCGGGAGCAAUGCUGUGAACGUUUUCCUGGGAAUUGGGGUAGCCUGGUCCAUCGCAGCCAUCUACCACGCGGCGCACGGACAAGCCUUCCAAGUCUCACCCGGCACACUGGCCUUCUCCGUCACCCUCUUCACCAUUUUUGCUUUUAUCAGUGUGGGCGUGCUGCUCUACCGGCGGAGACCCGAGAUUGGAGGUGAGCUGGGCGGGCCGCGGACUUCCAAGCUGCUCACAUCCUCACUCUUUAUCCUCCUCUGGCUCUUGUACAUAUUCUUCUCAUCUCUGGAAGCCUACUGCCACAUAAAGGGCUUCUAAAAGGACAAUAAGAGAUAGUAAAUAUAUGUAUAUCUAUAUAUAUCUAUAUAGAGUGAUAUAUAGGUAUAGAUAUAGAUAUAAUGCUGUGUAUAAUGAACAGAGAAAAAGAAUAAAAGAGAUUUGCCAUGUUCACACACCUGCUGAUGGAAAGCGGCUUUGGAGCAUCCUUUGAACUAGGCAGGACCCCAAAGCCAGCAGGACCCCUCCCCAGGCAGUGGCCCCAGCCAGGAGCCAGGCAGCAGGGCCCUUUCUGCGACUCUACCAACAGGAGCAGCUGAUGGCCACCGAGCCCCUUUCCACCGCUGACUCCCACCCGCCAGCCACCUGGGAAGAUGGAUAUGAAGGUGACCGGGGUGCGUCGGUAUGAGGAAGGCCAGGGUAGCUGGUGAGAAACAGAGCAGUGGGCAAGGGAAGGAGAAGAAAGCAAAGGGUUCUGAUCUCCAACCGCCAUCCACCUGCCUUCGCCACUCGGGAACAUCCCCUCUGGCCCUGUUGGAGAGAAGCAAGAGACCAAACUGAAGGCAAAGGGGAAACUGGGAGCUUUCUAAGGAUAGAACACAAACCGUUUUCGUCAUUGAUUUGGGGUUGGUUUUUUUGUUUCAUUUUGGCGUGUGUACAACUAGCAUUUCCCACCCACAUGCCCCUCACCUUUCCCUCUCCAUGCUUUGGGGAUGCACAGCCGCAACCCCGUGUCCAGUGUCCUAAGCUGAGGCUGUGUGGGGUGGCGGGGGCUUCCCUCCCGCUUCCUCCGCCUCCUCGGGCAUGCUGUCGUGGUACUUGUAACAUUUGCAUGAAUGAAAUGAAAUCUAUCUGUAUAUAGCAACCUAUAGCGAUAGUCCUUCCAACCAUGUGGGUUGAGCAUUGCAGAUACAAGCAUUUUUCUUUUCACUGGGUUUUAUUUAUUUUUAGUUAGUUUGGUUUUGCCGUAGGGUUUUUUGCUUGUUUGUUUGUUUCCUCUUAGCAGGGGGUAAAAGGAUGGAAAGCUGUCCCCACUUAUUGCUUGUUGCAUGGGUCCGUGAGAAGCAAUAACAGCCACGCAGAUGUAGGUUUUGAGGGGAGGAAAACCCACACCCCAGAGACUGCAGGCUCUGUCUACCUGUGUAGCUGGGGUCCUCUGACAUGCUGAAGCCAGUGUGAAGGCUCCCACUAUCCACACAAGGUUUUACACAAGGUCCCAGGGAGCCCGAGUGGGAUGAGCAGUCCAAGGGGGACAAGCGUGGCUGACUCCCAGCAUCUCCCGUGCUUCUGCCUUUAUAGUCGGUGGCUGCCUCAAAACCCCUUGGUCCCCUGCUAUUCCCUGUAUCCCCAGAGGUCUGGUGACAGCCCCUGUUUCUGAGUGUUAAGCCAUCAGGAUCAGUCCACAAAGCUGGUCCUUUCCCACAGCCAUUUGGAGGCAGAGUAAUUCAGCAUAAGGGCUGAAGGGCCAUAAAGAGAUCUCCCAUUCUGCUGAGUGCAACCAGGAAGCAUCUCCUAUAGGAAAAGGCCACACUUUGCACUCUCCGAAUCCGAAAUUGCUGGGGAGGAUGAGACAGGGAGGCGUAACUCAGCAUCACCCCCCGUGCUAGUAGUGCAGGUUGGGGUAGAGAGCCGAGCCAGGGAAGUGUGGGUGUAGAGCUCCCCAGGGCACAGCAGAAAGGAGACAUUGUGCACUGGUGUUGAGAGAUGUCUUCUUACCCUAUGCCCUUUGCCAGGCUUCCUCACAUUCCGGCCAGGCAAACUCCCAGCCUGCAUGUCCGUGGUGAGCUCUUCCCAUUCAGCUGAAAACCAUGUCUGAUGCUUGUACCAUAACCAGCUGGCUGGGGGUAUUUGUACUCAUUUUGAACUAUCUGUGGAAAUUUUAAUGAAUCUGCUGUAAGAUUUUCUCUAGGAAUAUGAAGUUGUGGGGGUUUUUUUCUCGAGCCUUUUUUUUUUCACUUUUGGUUGGGUUAGGGGUUUUUCUUUUUGUUUUUCAUUGUUUUGGGGGAAGAAUCAAACAAAGGUGCAGGUUGUUCAGGUUUAUGAUUACCUUUAUGUACAAUGAUUUCAUUUUCAUCUGUUUGGCUUCAUUUUUUUAGUUUGUGUGUAUUGCCCACCACUAUAGGCAGUGAGCCCACUAAUUGUGAUGAUCCUUAUCAAUGGUACACAAUGCACAGAGAAAUAAAGUUUGUAAUGAUUCCUGAUG